Molecule: messenger RNA, 2112 nt
Organism: Liolophura sinensis
Lineage: Eukaryota; Metazoa; Mollusca; Polyplacophora; Chitonida; Chitonidae
Product: katanin p60 ATPase-containing subunit A-like 2
Exons: 16
Coding region: 70-1752 (560 amino acids)
Molecular function (GO): ATP hydrolysis activity; protein binding; ATP binding
Source: RefSeq, a predicted model, not a curated record
GAAUCGUCUUCGCGACCGUAAACAUUGAGGUGGUGCGUUUACUCGUGGUCUCAUGUGCUUAAUUCUGUCAUGGCGGAACUCAGCUACCAGGCCAUUCGAACGGCAAAUCAAGCCAGAGAGGCUGAUGAGCUAAGAACAGACUCAAGACGAAAAAAUCUGCUGAUCUUGGUUCUGAGUUACCUUACAGAGGAGGGGUACUUGGAAUCGGCAGCUAGCUUAGCUAAGGAGACAAACUUGGACAUGAGUAGGUUUGAAGUGUGUGAUAACAUAGACCUGGAGACUGUGUUGAUGGAGUAUGAGUCAUACUAUUUCGUAAAAUUUAACCGUUACCCAAAGAUCACAAAGAAGACAACACAAAGCGCUGGCAUGGCAGGAGAUAGGAAAACAGGCCCACAGAAAGUUCUCCGUGGUAACAGCAUGGUUAAAACAACUGCCCCACCUUUACCCAGGAUACCACAAAGCUUGAAACCCACGAGUCCUCCAGCAAGGCCAAGAUCAGGAAACUCUGGAGCAAAACAGAGGAACUCACAGGCAAGCUCAAAAACAAAGAACCAGCAGCAGAAUCAAAAUGGUACCCAUCACACCAAUUGCCACAGUGACCUUGCUCUCCAAGGCCUGGUCAUACAAGGUGGGGGCAGCGGAAACAGCCAGCCCAUGGAAAAUGGACAUGACCCUCCUGGACCCAAACACAAGAAGAUGGGUCAAAUUAUUGAUAUUCGCUCCAUGAUAAACGAUGUGACCAAACUGAACAUUGAGGAAGGAACUUCAGAUCCUACAGACAAACUGUUAAAGCCAUUAGGAGGGUACAUGGGUUACAACAGUGAAUGGAGGGACUUAGCACAGAAUAUUAGUCGGGAUAUAUACUCUACCAACCCUAAUGUUAAAUGGGAAGACAUUAUAGGGCUGGAUGGAGCCAAGCAAUUAGUCAAAGAAUCAGUAGUUUACCCAAUAAAGUAUCCCCAGUUGUUUACAGGGAUUCUCUCCCCUUGGAAAGGCCUGCUUCUGUAUGGACCACCAGGAACUGGAAAGACGUUGCUAGCAAAAGCUGUAGCCACUGAAUGCAACACCACUUUUUUUAACAUAUCUGCCUCAAGUAUUGUCAGUAAGUGGAGAGGAGAUUCCGAGAAACUGGUCCGCGUAUUAUUUGAGAUGGCUCGAUUCCACGCCCCCUCCACCAUAUUUCUGGAUGAGUUAGAGUCACUAAUGAGUCAGAGAGGGUCUCAGGGUGGGGGAAGUGAGCAUGAGGGAAGUCGACGAAUGAAGACAGAGCUCUUAGUACAGAUGGAUGGACUGGCCAAGACAGAUGAUCUCGUCUUCUUACUGGCUGCUUCUAACCUUCCCUGGGAGUUGGAUCAUGCGAUGUUAAGACGACUAGAGAAGAGAAUCCUGGUAGACUUGCCCACCCAGGAAGCCAGGAAGGCCAUGUUUAAACAUCACCUCCCACCUGUGGUGAACAGCAAGGCAUCCGGGGGUCUGGAGCUGUACUCUGACAUAGACUACGAUCUGCUGGCUAGGAAAACCCAGGAUUACUCUGGUUCUGACAUCAAACUGGUGUCCAAAGAAGCAGCCAUGAGGCCAGUAAGGAAGAUCUUUGCUGCCUUAGAAAACCACACAGAAGGUGAAGAUCUGCACAUAAAACUAGACAAGAUUACGACAUCUGAUGUUCUACUGGCUUUAGAGAGAACUAAACCAUCAGCACGGACCCUCAAAGACAAAUACUCAGCUUGGCAGAAGGAAUAUGAGUCCGCCUGAACAACUGAACUCUCGUGUGAAGAGGCCGACAGACGGAACAUGCAGGACAGGAAUACUCUGCAUUCACUGUAGUUUGGUGCAGUUAGGGCGUUUUCACAAGUGUAGUGCAACUUAGUUUGGUAGUCAGCUGAAAUGGUGCAUCAGAAGAUAGGGCCAUGGGCCGUGGGCCUAGCUGUAGUGUGAGCUGUGAGCUGGAUGUGUUUCCCAAGCAGUAUGUUCAAGACAGUGUAAAGUGAUCACCAUCCUUUAUGGGCCAGUGAAAACCCAUUUCAAUCUAUUCCCCAGAACAAAAUGCAGUUAGAUGUUUAAAUUGUAAGGUGGGCUGCAUGGACCAUUUUCUGACAGUGCUAAAUCUGUUAC